UUCCGCAUGCAGCCUGCCCUCGGGUCUCCUGGAGUCUCCCCAGGUCGGGCGCCUCAGCUUUGGUGAGAGUCACACGCGACACACCCUCUUACUCAGAGACGAAUCGCUCUGUUGCCUCCCCUCGCUGACCACAGGUGCUCCAGGGCUCUUUCUAAAGGAGACAGCUAUUCCAGCCGGGAGGCUGGAGUCUCCCGGCCUGAAGGCCCCGGGGUGUGAGGGAUGGGUUUGCCUGGAAGGAAAGGAAGUGGCCGCGCGGCUUUAAUCAUCGGGGCUAGUCCCCGGCGGGCCUUGGGGGACAGGGAAACUGGAGGCGGCCUUAAAGCGGCGAGAUGAGAGGUCGCAAGAGGAGCUGCAGAGUGAGCGUGCGUCCAGCUUCUCGCCGCCAAACCGCCCUUCCGCCACCCUUUGCCCUUAAAAAUCUGCAGACUGCGCCUCCUCUCCGAGGGAGCGAGACCUAGCAGGCCCGGGGCUGGGCGUGCCCUCGCCUGCCCCGCCGCGCGCUGCCCUCAGCCGGGCCGCUGGGGGCCGCGCAGGGCGGAGACAGUGCACCUGGCACAUUGCGCCCGGCAGGCGGCGGACACCGAGCCUCAGCGGGAGGUCCCGGCGCAGCUUCGCCAGCGCGCCCUGGCUCCAGCCCACCCCUGCUGCAGCCUUGGCUGGGCAGCCGCCGACACUGGACGCCCCCCGCUCCCCACUUCGCCAGCGCCUCCUCCCCGGCUCUGCUCCGGGCGGUUUGUAGGGACUCAGCUCUCCACGUGCAAGUCUGCGAAGCGGCACGCAACAGGCUCCUGGAAAGGAGAAGACACCAGCAUUUGCCACAAUGCUGUCAUCCACUGACUUUACAUCUGCCUCCUGGGAGCUUGUGGUUCGCGUUGAUAAUCCCAGUGAAGAAGAGCAGAAAGAUGUCACACUGCGAGUGUCUGGAGACCUUCAUGUCGGGGGAGUGAUGCUCAAGUUAGUAGAACAGAUCAGUAAUUCAUGCUCCCCUUGCCUUGCAGCAAGUCCUGGUUUAUACAGUAAAACCAUGACCCCCAUAUAUGACCCCAUCAGUGGAACACCAGCAUCAUCCACCAUGACUUGGUUCAGUGACAGCCCUUUGACGGAGCAAAACUGCAGCAUCCUUGCAUUCAGCCAACCCCCCCAGUCCCCAGAAGCACUUGCGGAUAUGUACCAGCCUCGGUCUCUGAUUGAUAAAGCCAAGCUCAAUGCAGGUUGGCUGGACUCCUCACGCUCCCUUAUGGAACAAGGCAUCCACGAGGAUGAGCAGCUGCUGUUACGAUUUAAAUACUACUCUUUCUUCGACUUGAAUCCUAAAUAUGAUGCUGUCCGAAUAAACCAACUCUAUGAACAAGCCAGGUGGGCCAUUCUCUUAGAAGAAAUUGAUUGCACAGAGGAAGAAAUGUUGAUCUUUGCAGCUCUACAGUACCACAUUAGCAAACUGUCAUUGUCUGCUGAAAUACAGGAUUUUACAAGCGAGUCCGAGGUUGAUGAAAUAGAAGCAGCGCUUUCUAAUUUGGAAGUAACCCUAGAAGGUGGAAGAGCAGACAGCCCUUUGGAGGACAUUACUGAUAUCCCUACACUUGCAGAUAAUCUCAAAUUAUUUAGGCCCAAGAAGUUACUACUAAAAGCUUUCAAACAGUAUUGGUUUGUCUUUAAAGACACAUCCAUAGCCUAUUUUAAAAAUAAGGAACUUGAACAAGGAGAACCAGUAGAAAAACUAAAUCUUAGAGGCUGUGAAGUUGUGCCAGAUGUAAAUGUAGCAGGGAGAAAAUUUGGAAUCAAGUUACUAAUUCCUGUGGCCGAUGGUAUGAAUGAAAUGUAUUUGAGAUGUGACCAUGAGAAUCAAUAUGCCCAGUGGAUGGCUGCCUGCACGUUGGCAUCGAAGGGCAAAACCAUGGCAGACAGCUCCUACCAGCCAGAGGUCCUCAACAUCCUUUCAUUUCUGAGGAUGAAAAACAGGAACUCCGCGUCUCAGCUGACUUCCAGUCUCGAAAACAUGGAUGUGAACCCAGAAUGUUUUGUAUCACCACGGUGUGCAAAAAAACACAAAUCUAAACAGGAGUUGGUUAAAAGUUGUGCAGAUGAGCUGAUUCAUGUAGAACGGUUGUCUGUGGACACUCCACAGACCUCAGAAAGAGAGACCCCAGAGCUCUCCAGUGCUGCCAACUUUAGAAGUUUAUGUGUUGGGAAGCAGUUGCUUCUCUUAACUAAUAUUGCAAUUAUUUUCAGAUUUAAAGGAAGCAAGAAAGAUGAAAUUCUGGGAGUUUCAUAUAACAGGUUGAUUAAAAUCGAUGCCGCCACCGGGAUUCCAAUGACAACAUGGAGAUUCACAAAUAUCAAACAGUGGAAUGUAAACUGGGAAACCCGGCAGGUGGUAAUUGAGUUUGACCAAAACGUCUCUACUGCGUUCACCUGCCUGAGUGCAGAUUGCAAGAUUGUGCACGAGUACAUUGGGGGCUACAUUUUCUUGUCCACCCGCUCCAAGGACCAGAAUGAAACACUUGAUGAGGACUUGUUCCACAAAUUGACCGGCGGUCAGGAUUGAAGCAAGCACGUGCCUACUCGGCUCACACCAGCAAGGACAAACCAAAGGCGCCUCUCCCCAGAGGGAUGGGAUCCAUGACUUGCUCAGCAUGUAGAUGCUGGACUAACAGACAAUAUACGUUCACCUCUGGUCACCUGGAGCCUCACCUUAUUUCAAACCCACUGGGUUUUUCCCUUUUGGCACAUCCCUUUCCUUACUUUACCCUGUGCUACCAGGAAGGAGCCUCUCUUGUUUUUUCUAUAAAACGGGUGCGCAGGAGAAAGGGAGGUGCCCUAAGAUUGCUCUAAGGCCCAGCCUGUGGUUACAGAUCUGUGACUUGCAGAACCUGCCAGGUGUAUGGCUAGAAGUUGUCCUUGUGCUGAUGUGUCUCAUUACUAAGUCAGUGGAGAAGACAAAGGUAAAAAUCAUGUAUCUGGUUUACAUCAUAAAGUACAAUUCUCAUUUUACAAACUCAGGUAUGAAACGAAACUCCUGUCCUUCAUGGAGCUGAUUUUAGCUCCUGUCUUUUCAAAAUGGCUGAGGGAGUUCCUACACACACUUUUUCCCUGGAGGCCAAGUCUAGGGGUAGAAAGGGGAGGGGCAGGGCUACCAGGUAGCAGUUGACGACCAAAGGCCUGAGCAGUGGCCCUCAGUGUCAUCUGUCCACAGAGCUAUCUGCCAAGACGACCACUGACCCACACCUGGUCUUGGUUGUUGGUUUCAGGUUUCUCCUGCCACCUGCAAGCCCCAUUCCGUUCCUACAGGUCUCUCGGCCAUCUGUAAGUCCUUUGUGAAGACGUGGGUGACACGAGGGUACAGGAAAACCCAUUCCUCAACCCAGAUCCACGUCUCAACUGCUUCUACUCUGCGUUGGCGUUCAGGAAGACAGGCACAGUUCUCUCUAACCAUAGAAACACCUCCCGGCAUCAAGGAUUCCAGUCAGGUCUCUAUCCCAACUGAUCAGGGAGAGAAGGGCAGACCUAUUGUCAAAGACCACCAUGUCCAAGCUCUGACGGCUCCCCACUGGCUGCCACCACAGGGGCUUUGGGCUGGUCUGGGUCAUGGGGAAGCAUCCCUCUUACUGCUGGUCAGAUACCAAAUCUCCUGGAUUUGGCAUCUAUGUUGGUACAACUCCUGGCCUUUUCUCUAAAGGCCUUUGGCUUUUAUAAAUCACAAGCCAGUAAUACAUCCCCCCCGCCCCCCUGCCACCGCUCUGUUUUUUGCUGUGUCAUCUCUGCCUUGAGACCGUGCUUGCCUUAAGAGAGUGAGCCAAUUAACAGCUGCCUGAAUUGUCAUUUUCCAUUUCGGUUUGUUAGAGGUGGGAGGGGUGGGUUUUGAGAAGGUUCAAAGCAAUACCCAAAGUAAAGGGAAAUAUCAGACAAGAUGUUAUCAUUUUUAUAGAUGUUCUCCUGCCACACAAAGAAUUUGGGCUGCAAGGAUAAGGCAAAGGCUCCAAUCCUAUUUCUCCUAGGAUGCAUUCUUCAAGAGCCUGGCCAGAGUUCCGAGGCCCGCGAGCGUCAGCUGUUAUUUCCCAACAAAGCCCUCUGACAAAUGAGACCUCAGCAGUUCCGGGAGCCACGUAGAGACAGCCUUGGCGAGGGGACCCGAGGUCCUGAGCCAGCAGCUGCCAUCUGGAAAUUCUUCUUUUAGCCUCUCCUUAGAGGUGAAUGUGAAAGAAGCCCCUCAGGCACCCGCUGAAUUUCUGAGGCCUUGUUAAAGCUCGGAAGUGGCUUAGGCAUUUGGGAAAUGCGGUUUACAUCAUAAAGAACUUGAAUUGAAAUGUUUUCUAUAGAAACAGGUGCUCAGUGUACUGUGUUAUACUUGGUGUUGGUCAUUUCUCAGUCCCGGGCUCUAUCAUUUUAGAACCUUGUCAGUUAUUUAAGAUUAUAACUGGCCCUGCAUUAAAAUAAUGUAUCUUGAUGUCAGAUUUUACCUGUUUGCUGCCGAGAACAUCUCUGCCUAAUUCACCAAAGCUGGACCUUCAAUUCAACGCACUUCCUUGGCUUUUCAUGGUUGUCUAACAUUUCCAUGAAAACAAAGAAACUAACCGGUUUUGCCUUGAGAGAGUGAGCCAAUUAGCUGUAACCAAACAAAGGAACAAACUUUGUUUGGUUACAGCAUUCAGGGGAGCAUUUUUUCUGUGACACACAGCAACAUCCCAAAGAAAUAAACAAGCAUGACAAGAAAACCCUAAAUGCUACCGUUCCAAAAAGCAACUUAACAUCUUUUUUAUAUUGCGUGCAAAAGGUCACCCAACUUCCUAUGAUGAAAUUUUAAAUUAAUGGGUGCCUUUCGGCAUCAUUUGCUUCCUUAUCUACACUAGAGUCAGAAAUCUGCAUUUUUUAUUCUUUUAUAUGACUUGUAAUUAAAAAAUGUAUAUAGAUUUGA
Molecule: messenger RNA, 4912 nt
Organism: Cebus imitator (Panamanian white-faced capuchin)
Lineage: Eukaryota; Metazoa; Chordata; Mammalia; Primates; Cebidae
Gene: FERMT1
Product: fermitin family member 1
Exons: 13
Coding region: 821-2545 (574 amino acids)
Biological process (GO): integrin-mediated signaling pathway; cell-matrix adhesion
Cellular component (GO): focal adhesion
Molecular function (GO): integrin binding
Source: RefSeq, a predicted model, not a curated record